AUGUCCAGGCAACUGCGUAUCCUAGUCCCCGUUAAGAGAGUUCUUGACUCUCAACUGAAACCACGCCUUCUUUCCAGCACACAAAUAGACACUGCAAAUCUGAAAUUCUCGAUCAAUCCCUUUGACGAUAUCGCCAUUGAAGAAUCGCUCCUACUAAAGAAACGUCAUCCGGACUUGCAAGUCUCUACUCAUGCCAUCACUAUUGGUCCCUCCAAGUCCCAGGAUAUCUUAAGAAAUUGUCUCGCUAAGGGGAUAGAUAAAGCAACAUUGAUCUCUAACGAGGAUAAGGGUGGUGAUGGCGUGACCCUUGAGCCGUUAAAAGUGGCACAUGUGCUUAAAGAAGUGGUCAGCAAGGGUGAGGUUGACUUGAUCAUUAUGGGGAAGCAAGCCAUCGAUGAUGAUUUUAAUAUGACGGGUCAGAUGAUUGCCGGACUAUUGAAUUGGUCUCAGGCCACUAAUGUGACUAAAUUGGAGAUUGUAGAUGGGACGCAUGUUAGGGUUGUUAGAGAAGUAGAUGGAGGGAAGGAAACCUUAUUGGCAAAGUUACCGUUGGUGAUAACCACAGAUUUGGGGUUGAAUACUCCAAGAUAUGUUAAGUUGCAAAGCUUGAUGAAGGCCAAGAAGAAGCCUAUUGAAAAACUGGAUCUUAUCAACGAUUUCCCUCAGGUGGAUUUACAACCAAGAUUAAAGAUUGUGGAGGUCGAGGAACCGGAAACUAAGAAACAAGGUGUCAUCUUGAAUUCAGUGGAUGAAUUAAUUGCCAAAUUGAAAGAAUCAAAAUUGGUCUAA
This is a messenger RNA of Naumovozyma castellii, 789 nucleotides long. RefSeq names its product Cir1p (gene CIR1). The record is from RefSeq and is a predicted model, not a curated record. The coding region runs from base 1 to 789 and encodes 262 amino acids. The transcript has a single exon. Lineage: Eukaryota; Fungi; Ascomycota; Saccharomycetes; Saccharomycetales; Saccharomycetaceae.